AUGGACUAUUUCUGUCUAAUACAAGUACGGCUCGAGGGCCGCGAAAUACCUGUUGAUAUUGAUUAUUCACAAGGAACUUCUGUUCAAGCUGUGCUUGAAAGAGCAUGUAGAACUUUGGGUAUAUAUGAUUCAUGGAAUUAUGCUUUAUAUAGCGAAUUAUUUAAAACCUGGUUAUGCGAAUCACACUUAUUGUCAUCAUACCCGGCUGAAGAUACUUUGAUAGUUCGAAAAAAGACACCGGAAUACCUUGAACUUCGUUCGGUAUCAUCAAAUGGUUUAUCACCAAAUACCUCUGUACAAACAAUAAAACGACGGGGAGUUUUUAGUAGUACAAAGACGUGUUUGAAAACGCGUUUUCAGCCAGAAACAAUUUAUUUAUCUGCUAUCUUAUUUACGAGUGAUAACAAAGUAUUGAUAACAUCAAGUGCAAAAAUGUUUCCUACUGUCGAAAUUAUAAAGGAUGGUAUAAUAUUUGGUAAUGUUGAAGAUGAUAGUGAAGAAUUCGCACAUGUUAUAAGAACUUCUCUGGAUUGGGCUACUUCAACUGAAUUUGAUAAUAAAGAAGAUAAUUCUAGUGAUACUGAUUCGUUACACUCUACUCAAUCAAAUUCAAAUAAUGGUGCUACAGGAGAUUCUGAUAAUAAUCAUUCUCAAUUUUAUGGUGAUCAAGACACUCAAUGGUCACGUGCUUUUGGUCAAGCCGCUUUAAGAUUAAAGAAUGAAUUAUCAUUGGAAUCAUUAGGAAUUUUAUACGAACAUGUUGUAUCUAUGAAUACUUCAAAAUCAAAGUUUAUCGUAACUCUUCAACAUGUACCGAAUUGUAUUAGAGAAGAAAUUGCUCCUGAUUUGAUAAAAUCUGGUACAUUAAAAUGGAAAAAUUUUGAAGAAUCUAAUUCUAUUUAUCAAAAAGAUCCACAUCCUAUUUGGUCUAAUUAUAUAGAUAAAUGGUGUUCACGUCAAACAAAAUUAUCCCCUGGACUUUAUUUAGGUGUUUUAUAUACCGAAAGUACUUUACAAGGUAUUAAAAUAUUAGUACCAAAAGAUCGUAAACAAUUUAUUCCUUUAGGUAAAGUUCGUGACGAAGCUACAAUUACUCCUGAAGAGGCAAGCUGGGUUAAAUCUUUAACUUGUUUAAGUCAGGAUUGUUUUGUGGAUUCAGUAAUGUCUACUAAAUCUGAUAAGGACCAUAACAAGUCAACUUUAGGACAAUUUCAAACUUCUUUUUUAGAUUGUUAUUAUAAGUUACAACAUGAUACCAGCCUUAAUUGGGAAUCUAGUGAUAUUUAUAGUGAUCAAACUGUUGAUAUUUAUUUAGAUUUACAAACUAAUCAAAUGUACACGAUGAUGGGUGAAUUGGAUGAUAAUAUUAUUGAACAAUGUGGUAAUUUUUCUUCAUCUCCAACCGAAUUAUUUUUGGAUCCGAAUGAAAUACAAGGAGAGGAAGAGGAGGAAAAAGACAAACUAAAGGAAUCGCAAAAAUCUCAAAAAGAUGAAAAUUCUGAGGAAAAAAAGCAAAUAUAUGAACCUCAAGGUUCUACGCAAGAUGAACAAGGAGAUUUUACUUUUAAUGUAAAUUUUGAUUCACCCGAUAAAGAAAAUUUUUUAAUUGCAGCGAGUGCGCCAGAAUCUGAAGAUGAAGAUGAUGAAGGUGGUUCAAUGGUGAAAACUUGUACUUCGACGGGUGCUGCAACUUCUAUCGCUGAAGAAGUUGCUUCACAUAUGACUUCAUCGAUCACCUCCUUUAACACCGGAAAUACGAUUCGACCUUUCAUUCGUAUUAUUAUGAUAGUUAAACCUAUGCGUCAACCACAUCACAUUCGUGGUCCUUAUUAUUCUCGCUUAUGCAUGUUAUAUCCUUUUCCUUUAUAUGACGCUCUUCAGCACGCUACAUUUAAUACUUCAUUAUACGCUUGUUCUCGCCGUGCAAUGCAAAUUUUACAAGCCUCUCGAACCUAUUUCACUCAAGAGUUAGUUAGGCAUUUACAAAAAGUUGAUAAUUUCUCUGAAGUAAACGAACAAAACCUUGAAGAUUUCUUUUUUGACCCAGAUGAAUUCAACAAAUUUCCUGAUGAUGCACGUAGGGUUCAACAAGCUCUUGAUGUUAUUCGUGAUGAAAUUGUUACUUUAAGACAGCAAUGGAAUGCUGCUUCUUGGACAAUGACAGCAAUCGAAUGGGAUCGUCAAAGAACAAUGCAAGCGUAUAGUUUUGGCGGAAGACCAAUGACUCUUAAUGUUUCCAAAUCAGCAGGUCAAAGUCGUGCCGCUUCAGUUUAUAAUUUAAGUCUUUCCAACAAUAAUGAUGACGAUGGUCCCAACAGGAAAAGAUUAUCCACAACUUCAAGGGUUUCUACUUCCGAUACAGUUUCACAUAUAGAAAUUCUUCGAGAUGUUAUGUUUCAUGCUCCUGAUCGUGCUUGGAAUUAUAUCAAUUUAUUGGGAAUACCAACUCCUUCAUUUUCCUCAAUUAAUAAUUCCGCAUAUUUAGCUUCAUUACCUGUUAUUGCAACUCCAACAUUAAGACGAUCACCUUCGAUAUCUUCUACGAUUUCAACAAUUUCAUCUAAUGCUUCUUCAGGAGCUAUAAAUCCUCUUCCUGCAAGAAAGAAAUCGGCUGGACAUCGUCUCAUGAGAACUUUUGGUUUCGAAAAUAGCAAAAAAAUUUUAGCCAAAAGGGCAAAUUCAAAGAAAUUAAAAGAUGUUCAAAUUGAUGAUCAAAGUAGUAUAAUUAAUUUUGAAAGUGAUGAUACAAUUACCAUCAUUGUUCCUCCUCGAUCACUAACUCCAAUAGCUUCAUCGUUUACUAUUGAACCUACUGAGCUUGAAGUUGAAACAAUGGAAAUUCAUCUUAAUGAUAAAUCGGAAGAACAUGAAUCAUCAACUAAUUCCCAACAAGAGGAUGUCGAAUUUUCAUCUGGAAUCGUUAUUAAAAAUUUCGAGGCAGAGGAUUUAGACGAGAAUGUUGUUGAUACCAAUGAACAUGAUGAUAGUAGUAAAUUUAUCACGGAAAAUGAGGACGAGGAAUUACCAUAUGAGAAUAAUAAAAAUAUUAUAAAAUCCAAAUCAAUACCAAAUCAUCAUCAUGAAACGGUUGAAAUUAUUGAAUUUGAAUUUAAAUCAAAAGACGAGAACGUUGUUGAUACCGAUGAACAUGAUAGUAGUAAAGUUAUCACGGAAAAUGAGGAUGCGGCGUUACCAAAUGAGAAUAAAACUAUUAUAGAAUCCAAAUCAAUACCAAAUCAUCAUAAUGAAACGGUUGAAAUUAUUGAAUUUGAAUUUAAAUCAAAAGACGAGAAUGUUGUUGAUAUCAAUGAACAUGAUGAUAGUAGUAAAGUUAUCACGGAAAAUGAGGAUGUGGCGUUACCUUAUGAGAAUAAAACUAUUAUAGAAUCCAAUUCAAAACCAAAUCAUGAUGAUGAAACGGUUGAAAUUAUUGAAUUUGGAUCUAAAUCAACAUCACAAAUGGAAUCCUUUACAAUGCCUUAUAAUGACGAAAACGACGUUUUUGAUGCUGAUGUGAUUAACCGUAGUAAUAUUGAAAGUAGCAUUACUUUUACAAAUAAUACAUCUUUAGAACUCGCUACUGCUAAUGGAGGAGAGGAAGAGUCUCCGGCAGACGAAAGUUCCGAUAUAAUUCACAUAAAGAGUAAUAACGAGAGCGACGUUAAUGAUGCUGACGUGAUUAACCGUAGUAAUAUUGAAAGUGACAUUACGUUUACAAAUAAUACAACUUUAGAACUCGCUACUGCUAAUGGAAGAGAGGAAGAGUCUCAGGCAGACGAAAGUUCCGAUAUCAUUCACAAAAAGAAUAUAAUUCAAACCAUUUUGGAUAGUAUUUCAGAAGUCAGUGAGGAAGUUAUUAAUGAGAAUAUCGUAAACGACAUGGUUCAUGAAAAUGAAAGCGAAGAUGAGUUCCUUAAACUAAUGGAAAUUUUUGAUAACAUUAAUAAUGAAGAAAGUACUGUCGUGGAAAAAGGAGAUGAUACUGAUGCUGCUAUGAACGCUCGUCUUGACGCUAUGAUUGACGCAACCGAUGUUAAUACUGAAAAUGUAGAACCUUUGUACGCGUCAAACAAGUUGUUGGCAUCAUCACUUUCAAAUGCUUCAUUUCCUUUAUCAAGUCCUACUACUCCGCAUUUUCCUCCUCCUUUAUUCUUACGAUCAAUACCUCCGACACCAUACUUUUCAGAUGAAAUUUUACAUUCACCUGAAACUUCCAUACCUGAAACUCCCGAUUUCCCCCCUCCAGAAUUUUCUAAUGAAUUUUCGGCACCACCAACACCUCAACUCGUUCCCCAAACAUUAUCAGAAAUUGAUUCUGAUAGUCCUCUGUUAGCUCCCUUGUCCUCUCCAUCAUCAGAAACACCGUUACACGCGUCAAUUCCAUCAACGCCACAGUUCUCACCUUCAGCACAUCAUUCUAGACCAUCAACACCUCAAUUAAAUGCAUUAACUUUAUUUGAAGAAUUAAAACAUGCGACAUAUCAAUUAGUCGCUCAAACUAAAUCUCCUCCUAGUUCAUUAUAUGAGGAAUCAAUUCAUACAUCUCAUGUACAACGAACGAAGUCACCACCACCUUUUCAAUAUUCAAGGCCACCAACUCCACAAGUUUCUCCGCCAAUUUCUCCAUCAUCACUUCCUCCUCUUCCUUUAUCAACUCCAUCAACUCCACGAUCCGUUCUAUCUCCAUUUUCUGCUCAGGCAUCUUCAAAUACGACAUCAACAGGUGAUCUUCCUGAGGCCACAAGUCAACCUUCAACUACAAAGUCGUCAUCCCCGUCUAUUUUUCCGAGAUCACGAACGACGACUCCGCCACCUGUAAAAAUUGCACUUUCUGACCAAGCGGUACCGACCACAUUAAAAUCACCUUUGACUUCACCAAUCCCAUCAUUGAUACCUAGACCUCCAAUUAAGGACGAAUUAAAGCCUGAAUUUGAUCAAUCAGAUUUUCAUCGUAAACCACGUUCUAGAGCUACAAGCUUUUCUGAAGGAAGUGACUUGGAGUUGAGGAAUAUACUACAUGCUAAUAAUCAUCCGCAACGAGCAGCUUCAGAACUUGGUUUUCAUGAUGUAGCUGAACUUAAUAAUAAUGUACGCGUUGAUUUCGAACAACAAAAGAUUAUAAAUGAUAACGAUGAGACUAAGAUUACUUCGAACAAUAACUCGGUUAAAGUAAACGGGUCUAAAACAUCUUUUAUAAAGUCACAAACUAAAAAUAAUAAAAAUUUAUUUAUUAUUAAAAAACUUAAAAAAUUAGAGAUUAAUACGGAAUGA
This is a messenger RNA of Funneliformis mosseae, 5271 nucleotides long. NCBI's taxonomy places the organism in Eukaryota, Fungi, Glomeromycota, Glomeromycetes, Glomerales, Glomeraceae. The record is from the annotation of a GenBank genome assembly.